AUGUGGGCGCUGUUAAAGUUAGCCGCACCUGACAUGAAUGACGAAGAUAGUGACUACGAAGACGAAUUGAUGUCGGAAUUUGAUAUAUUGCAUGCUUUGACCGGGGGUUUGAACUUGACUUAUAAUACUAGGGAUCCUGAAGAACUAUGGGAGCUGAUAACAUCAGAGGUUUCACUUUUCACUUGGGACGAUGAUGACGACACUCUCACCAGCACAGUAAAGUCUAGAAGCACGAAGAAGCUAGCUACUAAAGAAACUACACUUGUCAGACGCAGGUCAAUGACGUCGAUUCUAAUUGAAGAUACAAAAAGUCUCCAACCAUACACACUCCCAGGUAUAACUCCUGGGCAUGAGAUGAAUUUAAUUGUAACGAUGGCCAGAGAUCUGCCCUUGAAGAAACCGUUGCCAGAACCAGAUGUCCCGCUAUGGAAAACUUUCCGUUGGGUCGACUGGGCUCGUCACCACGGACUUUACGAAGCUUACGACUGCCCAAGAACAAGAUUCUUAAAAGUAAACGGUCUUUUGAAAUUAUCCCACGCUCCUCAUCUAUUGGACGUACAGAGUACAGACUCGAUCACAUAUCAAUUUAGAGAAGAAAAUGACAGAACUAAUCCUGCGACUAAGAAAGGUCUUAAAGAUCUCAACCGGUCCACUACCGGCAACUCUACUACGGCUCAACAAACAAAAGAGGAACUACGUGAAUGGAUACAAUACGACAUGAUACAAAAGCUGAUUAAACAUACUUCAAUUCUCUAUUAUCCAUCAAUGUACCAAUUCACAUCAGUAGCUAGCGCACCCCCAGUGAGAAUCACAAGAGCACCGUUAAACAAAGCAUUAGAUAUAUUGGCACCAAAAUCUGGACCACUUUACCUCCAAGUAGAUGGGCCUCAUGAAAUUAUUCUGAGAAUAUCUCUUAGUAUGCUAAGUCCCAACGUACUUUUCAACUGUGGAGUACCAAUUAUAGACCAAAUCGAACCGGCAUAUUUGUUAUUGGAAGUUUUUGAGUGGUUUAUUGAUUGUAAUAUACCAAAGACCAAAGCGUUUAUUCAAACUGGUGGCUAUGAAUCUGUUGAAGUUAGACUACGACCAGGCAGGCAUGUUUUCAGACUUUGGAUACAUUCUCGUAUGAACUGGUACGCAAUGCUGUUAAGUGAAUCAUCGUUAUUGCUAGGAACUCGCGACUUAAUCCAGUGUGCUGCUAUCAAGGAAUGUCCAUGGGCGUCUAGGUUUCUAACAAAUCUCGGUACAGCCUUCUCUAAUUGGAUAAGAGUGAAUAGAUCAUCAAUGAACAUUUCUGGGAAUGACUUAGAAUUUUACAAAUCCUAUCAACCAGACUUGGAAUGGAAUUCAGAAAUAGUUGGCUAUAACAAAACUUUAUUACAUUGGAUGUUCAGACAAGCUUUGCAAUCUUUGUUAAUUAAACGGCUCAUGCCGACCGAAUUCCGCACUGUUUGCGUCGUUUUAAGAAAAUACUUACGUGACCCUGAUUUUGGUUUCCCACCAAAACCUUUACCCACUAAAUCACUAAAAGACAUUAUCUUAACUGAUCCGUGCGACUGCAUGAUGCCUGAAGUUGAAAAUCCCGAGUAUUAUGAAGAACUCAUGGCGGAACAACAGAUUGCAGAGGAAAAGCAAUUGAUAAGUCAAUCAGUAAUGGAUCAAUUGUUGACAUCACCGAAGCCACCGAUCUCAUCGCAAGUCUGUGAAUUAGCUACUGAAGAACUACCUUGCGGUCUGUUAAAGGAGGAAAGAGAGAUAGUUGUUAGGAAACAUGAAGCCGCUAAGAUAACGGAAAAUGCUUUUGGGAAUUUGGAGGCUUUAUCAGCAUUGAUGAAUGAAUUCUUUAGAAUGUAUCCUGGAGCAAAAUAUGCAUAUUCUGUAGCAUCAGCUCUUAGCGGUGUGUAUGGUAUUCAACAACAUUCAGGAAUAUGCCCUAUAACACCAAAAUGCAAGUGGAUCCCAUAUUUUCAAGGAGUUUUUAACUGUCACGUGCCAGUCAAAGUACAUUUAGAUGUUCAAAGUUCUAUCCCACAUAGUACUGUGGCUGUAUAUAAUAAUGAUACAGGCGAACAAAUGCCUCAAGCUUAUAAUGCGCAUACAACUUUUCAUUUUGAACCUAAUGAACAUGGUUAUACAGUGAUGGGGCAUGGUACUUUAAAUAGCCCAUCUGGUAUCAACUCUGAAGGCCAUUGGCAAUUAACUAUCCUUUCGUCAAUUGCAAAUACUUUCCACGUAUGUGACAAUGAAGAUUUUUGCAAAGAGCUUCCAUUGGUAACAACCAAUAAACUGCAUAUCGAUGAAAUAUUUAUACCAAAUAGAAGAAAUAUCCUUGGUGGUAUACAAUUAUUGGUGACCAAACAUGAGGCUGUCAGUUUUAGGGCUGCGGCUACAUCACCUGAGUUGGAAAUGGUAGCUGUACUCAAAUCUAUAUCUAAAGAUGGAGAAGUAGCAGAAAUAAGAAGGUGUUCUGGAGUUGGCGAACUAUAUUGGCCGUACAUACAAUUAGAGCCUACAAUUUUGAUUCCCACUGUAUUAGGAAAAGGACGGUCCAUGUCGCAGGCCAAUUUGGCAUCGAUCAAAGAAGCCAAAAUCGUGCAAGUGGAACCUAAACAGUAUUGUAUUGAAGUAAUAGCGCCAAAUGGAUGGCCUUUGACUCUGGCCCAGUGGAAUAGAGUCAACGAAGUCCGCAAUACCCAAGACUAUAUCAAGGUUGAGGUGCCCAUGAAGAAACCAUUUAAGGAAAAGGGUGCAGCAAAGGACAAAGACAAAACCAUUCCAUCGUCAACAUACCAACCCCAGCCAGGAGAUGCUUAUAUUGAACUAGAAUGUUCCAUAUCUGGAGAUGGAGUUACUGCUAAGCGAGAUGAUGGAAGAGACGUAGAAUUUGCACUUGCUAUAAAAAAUUGGGAUGCCAGUGAACCAGGACGGAAUUUGCGGGGAGCUCAAAUAAGAAAAGAAUUCAGGGCCGAGUUCCUUGAAACACUUCCUCCGCCACCUUCUGAAAGUUCUCCAACAAUAGGAGAGGAGAUAUGUGCUGAAGAAUUAAUGGGAGAAGAUGAAAUUAUUGAAAUGUCAGCGGAAACUGAAGAAGAAGCUAAGUAUCUAACAAUGCCAGAACAGUUGAAAGAUAAAUUUAUACCCUUAUAUUUUGUACCGCUUUGUACUAAAGACGUCGAUGAAACUCAAAGGGUUAUUAUCACUCCUGAGAUGGCUGAAACAAUCAGAAUGCAUCGUCAAGAUCGAAUAAAGUUGGCCCUAGAACACAUGAGAGAAAUGCAAGAGUAUAACGAAUUGUACGUGCUUGGACGACAAAAAGAGAGAUGUCGUCUUUUGGAGAAACUAUUUGUAGAUGCACAGUGGAAUCCAGAACUAAAUGAAGUUCUAGAAGAGAGGGAUGAUGCGAUAGCACGCGAAGCACUAAGUAGAACACUGUCUGCUAGCAAGAAAAAGCAAGAGCAAAAAAAGAAG
Brenthis ino (lesser marbled fritillary) is the source of this 3468-nucleotide messenger RNA. The record is from the annotation of a GenBank genome assembly. Lineage: Eukaryota; Metazoa; Arthropoda; Insecta; Lepidoptera; Nymphalidae.